AUGUCCGCGGUUACACCAGAAAAACACCACCGCCACAGUGGCGUCAUGGACGACCUGGAGCGCACCAUCAGCAACAGCUUCGUCAAUAUCGACGGCGCCGUCUCCGUCCCGCCGACGGAGAAGAGGCCGGCGCGCUGCACGGAUGAGGAGCGGCAGCAGCAGCAGCUCGACGACAGCAGUGAUGCAACGGCCGUGGAUGAGGGCGGAGGCGGCGUGGCGCCGGACGGCGGAAUGGAGGCGUGGCUCGUCGUCUUGGGCGCAUGGUGCGCAUCAUUUUGCAGCUACGGCUGGAUCAACAGCGUCGGCAUCUUUCAGCAAUACUACGCCCAAGGACCGCUCAAACAGUACUCGGCCAGCCAAAUCUCCUGGAUCCCCGCGCUGCAAAUCUUCUUCAUGUCCUUCAUGGGCCCGCCCAUCGGCGUGCUCUUUGACCGGUACGGGCCCGAGCGACUGCUCAUCGUCGGCUCCAUCCUGCACGUCUUCGGCCUCAUGAUGGCCUCCAUCUCGACCAAGUACUACCAGUUCCUGCUCUCGCAGGGCGUCUGCAGCGCCAUCGGCGUCGCCGCCGUCUUCCUGUCGGCGAUUGCCUGCGUCAGCGGCUGGUUCGACCGGCGGCGCGGCCUCGCGUUUGGGCUGCUCGCCACGGGCUCGAGCCUCGGCGGGGUGGUGCUGCCCAUCAUGGUGACGCGGCUCAUUGACCAGGUCAGCUACGGGUGGGCGAUGCGGACGGGCGCGUUUCUCAUUGGCGCGCUGCUCGUCGUCUCCAUCUGCACGGUGCGGCGGCGCACGUCGAUUGCGCCGCAGACGAGCUUCACGGGCGCGCAGAUGAAGGCGCCGUUCAAGGAGAUGCCCUUCAUGUUCAUCCUCGGCGGCCUCUUCCUCAUCCCGUUUGGCCUGUACACACCCAUCAACUACCUGCCGACGGCCGCCGUCGACGGCGGCAUGGCCAAGGAGUUGGCGCAGUACCUGGUGGCCGUGUACAACGGCGCGAGCCUCAUCGGCCGGCUGAGCUCGGGCAUCCUUGCCGACCGCUUCGGCCGCUUCAACGCCUUCAUCGCGUCGUGCUACGUCGCCGGCCUGCUCGUGGUGGCCAUGUGGAUUCCGGGCACCGACGACGCGACCACGAUUGCGUUUGCGGCCCUGUUUGGCCUGUUUUCCGGGGCGUACAUUGCGCUGCUUGUCGCGCUCAUUGCACAGGUGUCGCCGAUUCGCGAGAUUGGCUACCGCAACGGUGUCGCUUGCCUGGCGCAGUCGGUGGGCGGCCUCUUGGCGACGCCGAUUGCGGGUGCCAUCAUUGACAAACCAGGUGGAUUGGUGGGCAUCAAGGUGUAUGCUGGUGUGUUUCUGCUGGCGGGCACGACGAGCGUCAUGAUGGCACGUCUCGUCUUGACCAAGUUUAAAGUCAAGGCCGUCUUGUAA
This is a messenger RNA of Cordyceps militaris CM01, 1419 nucleotides long. RefSeq names its product MFS transporter, putative. The coding region runs from base 1 to 1419 and encodes 472 amino acids. The record is from RefSeq and is a predicted model, not a curated record. Lineage: Eukaryota; Fungi; Ascomycota; Sordariomycetes; Hypocreales; Cordycipitaceae. The transcript has 2 exons. Gene Ontology annotation, cellular component: fungal-type vacuole membrane. Gene Ontology annotation, biological process: transmembrane transport. Gene Ontology annotation, molecular function: transmembrane transporter activity.